Molecule: messenger RNA, 3310 nt
Organism: Anas platyrhynchos (mallard)
Lineage: Eukaryota; Metazoa; Chordata; Aves; Anseriformes; Anatidae
Source: RefSeq, a predicted model, not a curated record
GCUCCAGUAACCACCAGUACAGCUCCAGUGACCACCAGUACAGCUCCGGUUACCACCAGUACAGAACCAGUCACCACCAGUACAGCUCCAGUAACCACCAGUACAGCUCCAGUGACCACCAGUACGGAACCAGUAACCACCAGUACAGCUCCAGUGACCACCAGUACAGCUCCGGUCACCACCAGUACAGUUCCAGUGACCACCAGUACAACUCCAGUUACCACCAGUACAUCUCCGGUUACCACCAGUAUGGAACCAGUCACCACCAGUACAGCUCCAGUGACCACCAGUACAGCUCCAGUCACAACCAGUACAACUCCAGUGACCACCAGUACGGGACCAGUAACCACCAGUACAGCUUUGGUCACCACCAGUACAGCUCCAGUCACCACCAGUACGGAACCAGUAACCACCAGUACAGCUCCAGUCACUACCAGUACGGAACCAGUGACCACCAGUACGGCUCCAGUGACCACCAGUACAGCUCCGGUCACCACCAGUACAGCUCCAGUAACCACCAGUACAGCUCCCGUCACCACCAGUACGGAACCAGUAACCACCAGUACAGCUCCAGUCACUACCAGUACGGAACCAGUGACCACCAGUACGGCUCCAGUGACCACCAGUACAGCUCCGGUCACCACCAGUACAGCUCCAGUAACCACCAGUACAGCUCCCGUCACCACCAGUACGGAACCAAUAACGACCAGUACAGCUCCAGUGACCACCAGUACAGCUCCGGUCACCACCACCACCAGUACAGCUCCAGUCACUACCAGUACGGAACCAGUGACCACCAGUACAGCUCCAGUCACUACCAGUACAGCUCCGGUCACCACCAGUACAGCUCGAGUGACCACCAGUACAGCUCUGGUCACCACCAGUACUGCUCCAGUCUUCACCAGUACAGCUCCGGUCACCACCAGUACAGCUCCAGUGACCACCAGUACAGCUCCAGUUACCACCAGUACAUCUCCGGUUACCACCAGUACGGAACCAGUCACCACCAGUACAGCUCCAGUGACCACCAGUACAGCUCCAGUUACCACCAGUACUUCUCUGGUUACCACCAGUACCGAACCAGUCACCACCAGUACAGCUCCGGUCACCACCAGUACAGCUCCAGUUACCACCAGUACAGCUCCGGUCACCACCAGUACGGAACCAGUCACCACCACUACAGCUCCAGUGACCACCAGUACAGCUCCGGUCACCACCAGUACGGAACCAGUAACCACCAGUACAGCUCCAGUCACCACCAGUACAGCUUUGGUCACCACCAGUACAGGACCAGUAACUAUAAGUACAACUCCAGUCACAACCAGUACAACUCCAGUGAGCACCAGUACGGGACCAGUAACCACCAGUACAGCUCCAAUCACUACCAUUACGGAAACAGUGACCACCAGUACAGCUCCAGUGACCACCAGUACAGCUCCCGUCACCACCAGUACGGAACCAGUAACGACCAGUACAGCUCCCGUCACCACCAGUACAGCUCCAGUAACCACCAGUACAGCUCCCGUCACCCCCAGUACGGAACCAGUAACGACCAGUACAGCUCCCGUCACCACCAGUACAGCUCCGGUCACCACCAGUACAACUCCAGUGACCACCAGUACAGCUCCGGUCACCACCAGUACAGCUCCAGUCUUCACCAGUACAGCUCCAGUGACCACCAGUACAGCUCCGGUUACCACCAGUACAGCUCCAGUAACCACCAGUACAGCUCCGGUCACCACCAGUACAGCUCCAGUCUUCACCAGUACAGCUCCGGUCACCACCAGUACAGCUCCAGUCACCACCAGUACAGCUCCAGUCACCACCAGUACGGAACCAGUAACCACCAGUACAGCUCCGGUGACGACCAGUACGGAACCAGUAACCACCAGUACAGCUCAAGUGACCACCAGUACAGCUCCGGUCACCACCAGUACGGAGCCAGUAACCACCAGUACAGCUCAAGUGACCACCAGUACAGCUCCGGUCACCACCAGUACGGAACCAGUAACCACCACCACCAGUACAGCUCCAGUGACCACCACCAUCACCACCACCACUCCUGCAGUGUUGUGCCAGAACGGAGGCACCUACGAUGAUAACAAGUGCAUCUGCCUCUUGGACUUCUACGGCCCAUUGUGCGAGUACUCCACCGCCUCCAUCCCCACCGACAUCCCCGUCGAGGAGGGGACGAUCGUGGCCAACGUGGAGCUGGUGGUGACCGUCACCAACUUCAACUACACGGAGGAGCUGCAGGACCCCCGCUCGGAGGCCUACGAGAAAUUCGCCAAGCAUUUUCGGCAGGAGAUGGCCAAGAUCUACGGCUCCGUGCCCGGCUACCAGGGCGUGAAGAUCCUCAGCAUCAGGCCCGCGGCUUCCAGGAAGGGGGGAGUCCGGGUGCGCAGAGCCUCCGUGAUCCUCCCCGAGGGCACCGGCCUCGAGGUGGACCACGAGGUCAUCUUCAGCACCGUUGCCAGCCCCGACCUGAGCGAGGAGUUCCAGAACAAGACGGAGGAGCUGGUGCAGAAGCUUAAGGAGACUGCUCAAAGCCAGGGCAACUGCACGCACGACACCUCCGUCGUCUGCCUUGUGGUGUCGGAAAGCCCCGUCGUCAAGAACAUGACGGAGUCCCCUACGCUUGACGCACUGUGCCAGCAGCUGGCCCCCAUCGCCUACCAGGACUACUACUACGCGAUGAACGUGAGCAACAUCCUCCGCUGCGUCACCAACUGCACGGCCAACACGCCCGGCACCAUCAACUGCAACCACGGCCUGUGCCACGUCACCCGUGCCGGGCCACAGUGCUUCUGCUGGGAUGAGUCGCUCUACUGGUACACGGACAGCCGGUGCUCCGGGCGCAUCAGCAAGGUGGCCACCGGGCUGGGGGUGGUGAUCGCGGUGCUGCUCAUUGCCUGCAUCGUCUUUAUCGUGCUGCUGGCGAAGAGGAGGAAAAGGAACGCUGCGUCCACCGCUGGGGACAGCUGGUACGAGGAAGACGGCUGCACCUGGACGUCACCCGACGGCUUCCUCUUCAUCAACAACGGCGCCAACACAGGCGGCAGCGUACGGAGCUUCACGCCCUCGCUGGACGUUGUGAACACCGACAUCCCGAUGCACAUCGCCAGACCCUCGCUGAGACCCCCGCCGUGAGGACCCCUCCACAGCGCGGAGACCCCCCCACGGCUCUGCCCCCCCCCCCCCCGCCACGGGCUGGGCCCCUGGCACGCGGGCCGUGCCCAGGGCCCCCCCCCGCUCCCCUCCCUCUAUUUAUUAUUUAUUUGCCCCCCCCCAGCCUGUAAUAAAUUAAUUG